Molecule: messenger RNA, 6415 nt
Organism: Diabrotica balteata
Lineage: Eukaryota; Metazoa; Arthropoda; Insecta; Coleoptera; Chrysomelidae
Source: the annotation of a GenBank genome assembly
AUUUUUCGACAAGUCGAGCCUCGGACAAGUCGUGCUCGACUUUUAACUUUUUUUUAUUUUUUACGAACGAACGAAUCGCUAUCGAUCGGUAGUAUCGAUUUCUUUACGAAUUUUUACGCAUACGUAUACGCAACAAGUUUUUUCGUGCGAAUUUUUGUUUUUUUUUUGUCAUUUUUGCGUGUUUUAUUUUCAUACUUACGAUAAUUUCCUCCGAAAUGGCGUUUUUGGAUCAGAAGGAAAUCACUCAUUUCCUUGCUCAGGAGUUAUUAUAUCAGCAGUUUAUAACUCUUGAAGGCCUCAAUUCCGGAGUCCCAACUCGAACCACACCUACUUUGACUCCAACCACGUUACGAAACAUUGAGCAAACUUUUAUUGAGCUCCAAUCGAAACCCGAGAGCCACGAAAAUGAAGCGGGAUUUGUACCACCAAUAGUGCAUUCUUUAGGUCACAACCAAUAUAUCUCCGCUUCAGACGCAGAUAGUUUUUCAUCUAAAUCUCAACCGGCUUGGCACAGUAGUACUCUUUCCCAAUCAAGCUCGGAUUGUGAUACCCGUUUGACUCCCCCUUUAUCCCAGAAAAGCUCUGGCGGACAGUCUCGCAGAAACAUGGGAGGUAGAAAACCGACCAAAGAUCUCAAUUGCAGCCCGGAAGAAGAGGAGAGGAGAAGAAUCAGAAGAGAAAGAAACAAAGCCGCUGCAGCCAGAUGCAGAAAGAGAAGAGUUGACCAUACUAAUUCGCUCGUAAUGGAAACUGAAGAGCUUGAACACAAGAAGCAACUGCUUCAGGAUGAAAUGCAUGAACUCCAACAAAUGAAAGAACAUCUAGAAUAUCUCCUCGAGUCUCACAAGGCGCAGUGUCGCUUGAGUACCCAAAGUCCCCCAGACAUCAAACCAUACAACCACUACAACAACGAACGUGUUAAGUCCGAAUACAUAGAACCUUUACAUGAUAUUUUCUUACUUCCUAGUCCUACGAAAAAAGUGAUGUUAAGUUCCACAGUGCCAAUCUCGAAACCUACCAGACCUAGCACUUUAAAUGUAGGAGCCACAGCCCCCAAAUCAGUAUCAGACAUCCUUGGAGGCCCUGUGUCUACUCCCUCUACCGGAAUAAUGUUCAACUUUGAUUCUCUAAUGGGCGGAGGUACCGGUUUGACACCUGUAUCCGUCGCAACGCCGCUAGUGCCAUCUUGUAGUUCACAACAGAGGAAUAUUCCGGUUAGUAUGGCUGAUAUGGUGUCUCCUGAUUGUGGGCCACCGAAGCUCGUCAGUCUCUGAGGGCUGGAGUGCGACAUUUUUGUUGUGUAAUGUCUUGUUUAGUCUUUUGUUUGUUUCUUUUUUGUUUAGUCAAUUUAAUUGCUUUGCGAAUGAGUAUCAAUAUCAAGCCAUGUUAUUGUUCAGCAAGUUUUUGGAACUUUGUUGGAGGAUAACCGGGCAAUUGAGAGUUGGCAAUGAAGUUUUUAUGUUGGUGUAUGUAUAUGAAUAGUUUGUGGAUAAUUGAUUAUAGAACUCUUUAUAUUUUUUCAUUGAAAAAUAUAGUCUUAAUUGUUAAAAAGUUAUCUUCAUUCCAGUGAUGUAUUAAUGCAAUGUAAUUUCUGAAGCUAUUUAUAUAAUCAGUUAUGCCCAAAGAUUCAAUUGCUUUUUGUCAAACGACUAAAUUUAUUAUUCAAUAAAUUUUACACACAUUUGCCAACUCUUGACUAAAUUGCUGCGAAGUCAAGCAAUAUUUUUCGAAAUGACAUCGAAUGCAUAUACAAAAAUAAUUUAUAUAGUCAUAAGAGUAUUAGAGAUAUUAAUGCGCAAUUUCUAUUUAUUAUAACUGAAACCAAAGUGAAGUGCAAUGGCACAGUGCAAUGAAAUUAAUAAAUAUAUUUUAAAUAUUCAAAUUGUAUUUUAUUUCAAAUCCCAACUUUUUCUUUGGGAAAAAAAGCAUAAUGUAAGUUCAUUAGAUAAAAAUCAUCCUAGUCAAGUCAUUUUAAUUCGUGUAGUUAAUUCCAGAGAUAUAUUUUGAAACUCUUGCGUAGGCAUAGUGUAAUUACCCAUUUUUAAUUAUGAAUUAGUAAUUUUCCGAUCUUCAAAUAGACUGACCAGUAGAUAUACAGCACCGGUUCAAGACCAGAAGUGACCAAGUUAAAGUCUUAAUUUUUGAUGCAGGUUCCGCUGACAUGAUCAACCUCUACCCUUAAACCACAGCGUGUCCCAGCAAGGACAGCAUGCUAUAGCUGACAUUAAGAUGUCUGCAGCUGUGGCACGCUGUCUUUGGGUAUCUGUGAUACCCUGUCUCUCGCUUUAGGGUGAUGUCAGCGGCACCUGUAGCAAAAAAGCAGACUUUAGUUUGACCACUUAUCUACCCUGGCCCAAUGUAUUAAAGUAUAUUAAAGAUACAUACACAAUGUGUAACGGAAAUUAUUCUUCUUUCAUUUAUGGAACGUGUAAAUUUUUUUCUGUUUUGUUGGUAGCUAUUAAAAAUAGUCUUUUUCAAGUACAUCAUAACCUAUAGCGUUUCUGUGGUGACAUUAAAGAGCUUGGUGAAUUGAUCAACGUUAUUCACCACUAAUAAACAGAAAUACUGUCAAUUUUUUCCUUGUAUCUGUUCUAUUUGUUGUGAUAUUCUGAAUUCUGAAUUAUUGCCAAUGUGUGAGUUAAAUGGUUUGCUAUUACACAUUCUAAAACUAAAAUAGCUCUGCACAAGACAGAAAAUUGUAAGUUGGCGUCUACUACAUUCCUAGACGUGGCCAUAAAAGUUUCGUCGUAUGCUUUGUUUUUUUUUUGCCCCUCAACAAGAAAUUAUUACAUUAAUAGGAGUAAACGAAUAAUUCAAGAGGGUUAAUUAACAUCAAGUCAAUAUAGUGAUAUAUAUAGAACUAAAUAAAGAGAAGAAAAAAAUGAUUUAAUACAUUUUCCGAUUGAGGUAGUAUCUUUAAAAGGGCAUAACAGUAAGACUCAGUUAUUGUACCAAUGUUUUGUGUGACAAAUUGUAUGGAAAUUACCGAACGCGAAUUAAUUUUUUAUGUAGUGCAUCAAUAUCUCUAAUCCCAUCAUAAAAACAACGAAAUAAGUAUUUCUUCAUGUCUUCUUUUUAUUUUUCAUCGAAUGGCCUUAAGAUCUCGCGUUUUUGUAAAUUAGAAAGUCUUAGAAUUGAUUAUAGUGUUAUAAAAAAGGACGUUGAAAAAUAAAAAGAAUGUGCAUACGUGCAAGCUUCGACUCUUUCGCAUAGCAGCAUACACAACAUUUCUUCAGUUGUAUAUUUACAAAGUAUAUUUGUUAUUUUAGGAAUCAUAAUACUUAAGAAAGCUUAGCCGAAACAAUCAAAGUUGGACUUUAGUCAAAAAUAUUGAACAACCUCUGGGAAAAAUGUCUCAUGUCCAACACUUUUACCAUGUUUAGUCGACCCGACAUUAAACCAAAAAAUAUUUAUUGAUAGGAGACGAAUUUUAAGUGUCAUAGUAUUUACGUUUUAUUUAUUUAUAUAGUUAAUUUUUUCUUGUGAGGUUCAUCUGUGAACAGUAUUUUGUUAAUGCAGAUAUGAUCAACUAGUACGUCAAAAUGUGUUGUAAAGAAAUGUGAUAUUCAGAGUAUAUUUAUUAGUUACAAAUUUGAAAUUGAUUAUAUAGUAAAACAACCUAAAACGUUAACCCUCUCGCUUCGGUGAGUAUGCAACCAGUAUCACGCUGCGCGGAGGUACUCUGUCAAUAAAAGUUACAAAAGAAUAAUUCAGCAAAAGCUAACAUGUGUGGCCAUUAAUAUUUACGUAACUUUCAAGAAUAAAAUAUUUCCUAAUUCGAGUGUGAAAGUAAAAUAACUUAUUUGAGACAUCCGAAGCCAAUUCUAAUGGAGAACAGGUGUUAGACUCUAAAUUUAUCUAUAUCACACUGUAAUAAAAAUAAGUAGAAACAAGGGGUCAUGGAGAACCAUUUGUAGGUAAUAAAAUUAUGGAUAUGAUGCCAGAUUUAAAGACUAAUAGCUGACUUAACACCCAGUCACACUAAUAAUGUACGAUACCAUUUUCAUCUUUUAUAUAGACAGGGAAUGACGUGUCUUCAAUUAAGCAACAAUAUAUUUAAAAUUGUUAAUUCAAAUAUUAAGACUUAAUUAGGAAUCUCUUAGUGGAAUCGCCACAUACCACUAUUUAAACUCAUUAAUAUAUUCUACAGUGACAUCUAGAUCAUCGGGUGCCAAUUGUUUAACGACACUUGAGGUGUCGUUUUAUUGCUAAACAAUAUGACACCCAGUGAUCUAGGUGGUAGCGUUAUUCUUACACAUUGGUUGCUAUAUUGUUACACAUCGUCCCCACGUUAGGCGCCAAUUUUAGCCUCGGCUAAAACAGUUAAAACCCGAUUUUACUAAAUGUGCGUUCUGAGCAAACGCAAAAAUGUCAAGUAUUCUUUUGAGUAUCGCAUGAUUCAGUUAUUGAUUAAACAGAAAUUUAAAAAUAAAACAUGAAACUGAAUAAUCAGUAUGUUUUUAAAAUUAUUUUUGACAUUUCUACCAGCUUAACGCGGGAAAUUCUUAGAUACAGUGCCAUAAAUCUCAAUUUGAAAUUAGUUUUCAUGCUCAGAAAAAACUUUCAUUCAUUAUAUUUAAAACAAAGUUUGAAUGGUAUAUUGCAUGUAGAAUAUUUACACUGUGGGCGCCAUCGACAUAUUGAAAGAUAGAAACAACGCUGGAAGUAUGUACAAAUGGUUAUCCUCAGUGAAAUACUAAAUUAUACAUUGUUACUUACACCAAUAGUUUUCUUUUCAUUUUGUAACUAAGUAGCAAAUGUUUAUUCUUGUACUGGUUUCUCAUAUAUGCAAUUUAUAACGAGGUAAAGAUCUAACUGCAACAGAAGUAACGACAAUCUAAUAACAUAGAGCAUAUAUUUAAAUGCUGGUUUAAAUUAUCAAUACUUUAAGUCUUUCAAAAUGCCUCUCAUAUUAAUCGGAUUCUCCAGAUUUUUCACUCUUUUCAUUCUCUUUUUGACCUCAUUAUUUAAAGAAAUGUUGUUCUAGUCUUUUGUACUGAUUCACCUUUACUGGGGCUAGUUUUUCUGGCCAUAGGACCAGAGGUAGUCUUCGUAGAUAUCUCAUUUGUGUUCUCUCUAAUAGGGUAUCAGUUCUUGUUUACAAUUUUGACUUUUAGUAAACAUACUGAUAUAAUUCAAAAAAAUCGAGACAUUAGUAAGUUGUAAUUGCUUUAAUUAUUCCUUCUUUUUACUACUACUUCAGUUUUUCUUUUUCUUUAUUAAGUGCCAUUCAAUUUUUGUGUGUGACAGUUUAAAAUUGACUGACAGUUGACAAGACUAAUAACUAUAUUAACGAAUAAUGGACCAAUGGCACGUAAACACAAAAUUAACCAUUAAUUGACAAUAAAUGUUAAUUAAUGACAUCAAACCUUGCAUUAUCUGUGAAAAUAUAAGUAAAGGUGAGCUCUAAAUACCUUCAUUAUUAUGUUUCCUUUAGUAUGAGAUAUCUUUUGAAAGCGCUAUUUGUUGUAUUGCGGUAAAGAAUCUUAAAUAUCCAACUACCAGCUUUCCAUGAUUACUUCCGAACCAUGUUGUGAGAUCAUUAACAAAAUAUCUUGUAGGUCACAGAUUUAACCCUAUUUUCUGUAAAUAAGUGCUAAACAUGGACCAAUUUGUUGAUUAAGUGCUCAAAACCUAUUUUCAUUGUGCUCCAAUAAUAUUCUGGUUUUUGGUUUUGCAAUAUAAAUUUUGACAUAUUGAGUUUAUACAGUUCUUAUUCAAUAUUCUGUUGCAAAUAUAUAAUAUAUUAAAAAUAACAUAUUUCAAUACCUAUUUAUUAUUAUUGUUAGAGACAAUUUGUUUAAUAUCUACUACUUCAGUCUUAAAUCUUAAUGUUUACUAGUGUAUUGCGAAACCACAGAACAGCCCAAAGAGUAAUAUAUAUUUUGCUAUGAAACCAUGAAAUGCCUUUUUAUAAAAGAGUCAUAUAUUUUCAAAUAGGAAAAAUAUUCCCUCCAUUACAAUUUUUUAAAUCAAUUUAAGAAUAUAUAAGAAUAUAUUUUUUGAUAUAGGAGUGCUUCUCAGAUAAAGCAAUUUGUGUUAUUACUUAUAGGAAUUUUAACAGGGGGUUACAAGAAGCUUGCCUAACCCUUUCUUUUAGAGUGUUGAGAAGGCUUUUUAGAAUUCCAUAAAUUUUUGUAGACGGGGCUAUUUAAGAAGUUUCUCCUUUUUUAAGAUUAUUAUAACGUGUUUACCGUACUUUUGCAAUAAUGUGCUUCUUGAAUGGCCUUGUAUGUUUAUAAGAUAAAAUUAUAUAAAAAUUUAAUAUAUUGAUACUAUAUUUCAGUAUACAUAGCAAUAUUAAGGGUUACAUUUUUUGUAAUCAGUCAAUUUUAUAAAGUAGUUUUUGUCGAAGUUUUGUAUUUAUUUGCUGUAAUGCUAAUAAGAUAAGAAAUACAUUGAUUUAUUAUUUUCU